AUGCUUCUGACGGACAAUUGUUUGCCCAAAGACCAUAGACAAGCGCAAAAGGUGUUGAAUGGUCUUGGAUUGGGUUAUGAAAAAAUUCAUGCUUGCAAAAACAAUUGCAUGUUAUUCUACAAAGAGUAUGAAACAUUGGAUACAUGCCCUAUAUGCAAAGAGUCGAGGUUCAAGAUGACAUCUCAGAAUAGGACGACUAAGAUCCCACAGAAAGUCAUGCGUUAUCUGCCCUUGAAACCUAGGCUACAACGAUUGUAUAUGUCGACUCAUACUACCACAGACAUGAGAUGGCAUAAGGAGAAACGGGUAGACGACGAUGUGAUGCGGUAUCCUGCAGAUGGGGAAGCAUGGAAAGAGUUCGAUCGAACGUUCCCCGACUUUGCUGCUAAUCCUUGA
Prunus armeniaca (apricot) is the source of this 396-nucleotide messenger RNA. The record is from the annotation of a GenBank genome assembly. NCBI's taxonomy places the organism in Eukaryota, Viridiplantae, Streptophyta, Magnoliopsida, Rosales, Rosaceae.